Messenger RNA from Microplitis demolitor, 3735 nucleotides. RefSeq lists its product as uncharacterized. Lineage: Eukaryota; Metazoa; Arthropoda; Insecta; Hymenoptera; Braconidae. The coding region runs from base 1 to 3735 and encodes 1244 amino acids. The transcript has a single exon. The record is from RefSeq and is a predicted model, not a curated record.
AUGACGUCCACCAUGACACGUGAGAGAAUGCUGAUGCCACCAUCGAAUGAACUAGACAGUGAGGGUUCAAGUGGUGGUGGCGUUGAUCAUCAACUACCUGAUAAUCAUCAUCGAGUGGAUCUUCGUAGACAUUUGCAUACAGACGAUAUACUUGACUCUAGUAGCCCGAAAAAACGUCGUAAGCAAAUGACACCAGUACGUGUGACAACAACAUUGAUAACAACUGGCGAGCAAAUGGCAUCCGAAGAAGAUGAUGAUGACACCUAUCACGAUGGGUUAGAGGAGGAGGAGAUGGAAGACUUAGAGGGAGAAAUUGCAACAACGGCUCAUGACAACCAUCAUACCGAUCGAGAAUCAGAGGAUGAAUUUAUUGAGAAAGGUAAGACGACACUAGUACGUGAACAGGCAAUAUCAAAAGAUGAAAAUCUUAACACUGAAUUUCAAUGUUCAUUUUGCGGUAAUUUAUUCGAAGAUAAAGAUACUUUGUUACGUCAUAAAGAAAAUGAGCAUGACACCGCUAAUUUAACAACGCAAUCGAUAAAUUUAAGUCCACUGUCGCAAAAUUUAUUAUUACCUGUAGGGGUUAAAAUUGAACAACAGGAUGAAUCAUCCGAUAAUCCCGUAAAUUUAUCAUCGGGUUUUAGUUUAAAAACUUUUACAAAUUCGUGGUUAACAGGAACAACAACGCCAACAACACAAUUGCAAGAUUCAGAAUGGUCAAAUCAAAAUCCAAUGUUGAUUCCAGGUCAUAUGUCUUAUCCCGGUGCCCUAACGCAGUAUCUUCCUUUACCGACUUUUCCGAUUAAUGAAACUGGACAGUUGACACGUAAUGUUGUAGGUGGGUCAGGGCCUGUUAGAAUUUUUAAUCCUGAUGCUUACUGUCAGCUUUGUAACAAAGAAUUUUGUAAUAAAUACUUUCUUAAAACCCACAAAGCUAAUAAACAUGGUAUCUAUAUGGAUCCACCAGCGUCGAAUACACCCAAUGCUAAUGAUAACAAUGGAUUAAUGAGUUAUCCUAAUUCAAUUUAUCCACCUGCCAAUAUUAAGUUAGAACAACCACAGUCCCAGCCACCACAGCAACAAAAAUUAGAAAUCCCAGAAAUCAGUCCGGUUUUAAUGAUUCCCACAAUCCCAUGUGAUAUUUGCCAAAAAAGAUUUAAAAACGAGGAAUCACUAAAGAAACAUAAACAAAAAGUUCAUAUCGAACAGAUUUCCGAUCAUACUGACUCACAGUCAUUACCGGCUACGGGAUUAGGGGAAGAUGAUUGUAGAGAUUUAUCAUCAUCGCGAUUGGACAGUAGUCCAAAUAAUAUAGAGGCUUUGUUUAAACAAGAAUUUGGUAUUGAACAAGAAGAUGCCAAAUAUAUGCCUCCACCGAGACAAUUUUCGCCACAAUUAUGUCAACAGAUAGGUGAGUGUGGUUUUACGGCUGAUAAAUUACGGUCAAUAGGUAUUAUUAAUCCAGACGCAUUUUGUGAAAUAUGCUAUAAGGAAUACUGUAAUAAACAUUUUUUACGCAUACAUAAAAUUAAAAGACACAAUAUUUUGAUAGGAAGCAAUGGUAAAUCUCCAAACAAUCCUGAGGCUGCUGCUUCCUGGCAUCAAAUUCAAACAAGUCCGUUAAAUUUAAUUGUUAGUGAUAAUCCAACAAGUUCUGAAUCUACGGAUAAAUCUGAUGACUGCGAAUGUAAAACAUGUGGCAUUAGAUUUCAAACGAUUGAUCUAUAUGAAACGCACAAAAAUAAUAAUCAUGAAAAUCAAGAACAUAAAUCACCAACGAGACCAACAAUGGACAUGGAAGAACUGGAUAUUGAACAACAACGUUCAGAUACUAUUUCACAAGAUUUACAAAAAUUACAAACAAUGAUCUUACAAUUGAAUGGUUUAAAACCAAAUAAUAGACCAAUAAUUUGUAGUAUAUGUAGUAGAGAAUGUGAAAGUCAAUUGGCACUGAAAACACACAUGAGUUUAGAACAUGGUACAACUAUACUAGAAGAAUCUCUUUCCCCAUCUCAGCAAUUGGUUGAAAAUUCUUUUAGCACUGCUUCUUCUACAUUCUGUACACUGUGUGAGAAAGAUUUUCGAAGUCCUGAUACUUUGAAACAACACCUAGCUGACGACCAUAAUCAUCAUCAAACAACACCAACACCAAAUAAUCUAACUCAUGUUCCAUUAAUUUCAACGUCAGCUCCGACAAACCAGUUACCACCUGCUCCACCACUUCCACCUCCAGCAGACAAAAAGAUAACAUCAAUGACACCGACUUCAAGUUACUGUGAAAUAUGUAAUAAAGAAUUGUGUAAUAAAUAUUUUAUGAAAACACAUAUGCAACGUAUGCACGGUAUUGAAAUUGAAAACGGUUCACAAAUAGGUGGUGUUGUGUGUAAUAUAUGCAAUAAAGAGUUGUGUAGUAAAUACUUUUUACGUGUUCACAAACAUAAUACGCAUGGUAUCAUUGACGAAGGUACGGUAAGUGGCGGAUCAACAACAAACAUAAAACCCGAUAAUUUUGAAUCAUCAAAUUCAGAAGACAUGGCAGCUUUAAAAUCCAGCGAUCAGUUGGGUGAUUUAAGUCACAGAUAUUUCACGCACUUUACAGAAGUUUGUCCUGUUUGCAGUAGAAGAUUUCGUAGUAUUAAAUGGCUAAAAGCACAUUUACUAGGCGAUCAUGGUAAAAUAGGUAUUGAUAAGUGGCGUGAUUUAGAACAACAGUAUCAACAAAAUACAACAGCAGCUAAAAAAUUACCAACAAAUCAAUUAAUUAAUCGUCCGAUACAACCAAGUCCAAAUUUAAAAAUACCAAAUGGUUUUGAUGUAACACAUCAUUUAAAAUCAACAACAAAUGAUCAUGGUGCAACAACAAUUGGUAACCAAGUACUUUCAACAUUAUUUGGUGGUGCUGAAGAGCAAAAUAAAAAUUAUCGAUGUUCUUAUUGUAAUUUUACAACACCCGUACUACCAUUUUUAUUCCUACACGAACGAUCACACGUAACAUCUGAUAACAUUAAUUUAGAACAAAAUGCACAAUGUCCCAUAUGUUCACAAGGGUUUACACAGCCGGAAAUGCUGCAUCAUCAUUUAGUGACCCGUCAUCAAUUUUCAGGAAUGCAAUUCCCAUCACCAAUCAUUACUACUCCAACUACAACUGUUGCCGCUACUAAUCUAUCUGUAGAAGCAAAUCAAAUUGAACAUCAAGUAACUGAAAAAAAAGAAAAAUCUGACAUAACCGAUAAUAAUAUACAGUGUCAGAUAUAUCCAGUCCAAUCAAAUUCAGAAACAAUUAAAAAUAAAAUCGAUGAUACAAAUUCCACUUCUGGAGCAGUUGCCACCACAACUGCAACAGGAACUAUUUUGGUAACGCCACAAGCUGCAUACAAAUGUGCACAAUGUGGUUUAGCAACUGCCAAUUUAAAUCGUAUUAAAAAACAUGUUAAAAAAGAUCAUAAAUCAAUAGGUGAUCCUACGGAUAAUGUUAUUGCAGAGCUUACUAAAACUCUGCGUGAUGUUGCAAACAAACACAAAGUACCUGUUAGCUAUGCAAUACCCCAAGAUACCAAUUCAAAUCCAGAUACCGCCACAAUAAUGCAACCAUUUAUUGUUAAAGAAAAAGAUUGUGGUUUCAGUAGUGACGAUUGUAGGGUUGAAAAAAAAUUUUCACCUGUUUUAAUUUAUUUACCUGUACGUACACGAGUUACCGACGCCCUCACAACUUCCUUUACACUCGUUCCUACUUAA